Molecule: messenger RNA, 4155 nt
Organism: Lachnellula hyalina
Lineage: Eukaryota; Fungi; Ascomycota; Leotiomycetes; Helotiales; Lachnaceae
Gene: ucp12
Product: putative ATP-dependent RNA helicase
Exons: 5
Coding region: 1-4155 (1384 amino acids)
Cellular component (GO): intracellular anatomical structure
Molecular function (GO): protein binding; RNA binding; ATP binding
Source: RefSeq, a predicted model, not a curated record
AUGGUCAAGAAAGGGCAGUCCAAGGGGGGCAAGCCCGGAGGCGGGGGAGGUGCCAAAAAGCCUUCUCCAGCAACGACUACAGGUGAUGAUAGCUUCAUCGUCUUUUCGAAUUCGGACAAAGACCCCAAGCCCAAGAAACAGCCGGCAGAUGGAGCUGCUGGAUCGUCCGCUCAGGACGGGCCUGCUCUUGCAGGAGAGGCACCAAAGCGACCCGAUGUCAAGAAGCUGAUCGGAGGCGCAUCGUGGACGGGGAAGCUACCGGUCAAUAUGCUCUCUGAGCAUUGCCAAAAGCAGAAAUGGGAGAAGCCGGAGUAUACAAUGUCCAAGACGCCCGAAGGCUAUUCCUCGAAGGUGAUCCUCAAAUCGAAGAACCCGAAGACACAGGAGCUCGUCCAGUUACAGCCCUUCAAACUGCCUCCUUCCCACAAACAUCUUGGUGCGAAGCCUACGGCUCUCGAAGCCAGACAUUUUGCUGCCACAUACGGACUUUUUCGAGUCUGCAGCAUGCGAAACAUACACAUGAUGAUGCCGCCAGAUUAUCGAGAUCUGUGGAAGGGAGAAUUUGAGGUUUUGAAAAAAGAAGAUGUCAGGGAAGGCCGCGCUUGGAUGUAUGAGGCAGACCCAUUUGCAGCCCUUCGAGAGAGGGAGGAAGCCAAGGCCGUGAUGGAAAAGAAACGUGCUGAGAGGGACAAGGCCCGAGAGAAGGCGGCCAGUACUCCGGGUGCUCCUGGUGGUGUUGGAUUGGCGCUUCGAAACAAUGGCCAAAGUGGUACGGGUUCUGGAUCCCACAAUAUUCACAGAGGAUGGACUCGUGUACCUAAAAUCGAAAUGGGCAAACGGACCCGUGCACAAAUCGAGGCAUUGAUAAGGAAACAUGCAAUCUGGAACCCCCACGAUGUGAAAAUGUCAGGGUUUCAGAAGCAUUCUAUCAUCAACGAAUUCAAAAAUCUUGACUUUCGGCAGAGCCAUGUCGAGGAGGCCGUGGAAGAAUGUAAGGACCGAGAGGAGACUCUGGAAUGGCUUCUCAUCCACGUUCCUGAGGAUGAUCUGCCGCGUUGGGCAUUGCCCGAGGGCUACACAGCUGGAAUCAGUAUGGGAAGCAACGACUUGAAAAGGGAGGGCGCCAUCAAGCGUCUAGCUGAAGCUGGCUAUGCUACGGACUUGUGUAAACAAAUCUUCGAUGUCACGAAUGAUGAGGGGAAAGCUGCAGAAGCUCUGCAGGAAAUUUUAUUGUCUAGUGGACAAGAUUCGGAUGUUUCUCCACCCGAUGAAGAGUCAUGGGCCGCCCAAGAUGCCGAAGAAAGCUCUGAAAGCAUUUGGGAAGAAGAAUUAAUCAGUCUUCAAUCAGUCUUCGGCGAGCAUUAUGAGAGACCUUCCAAAAAUGUCUGUAGGAUAACCAUCAAACCGGCGAAUCGAGGCCGAAACAAAGAGGUACAGCCAAUCUUACAGAUCAGGCGAUCUCAAGAAUAUCCUCAAAAGGUUCCAGUAGUAUCCAUUGAAGCUGCCCUCCCUUCAUAUAUACGCCUAAGUGUAAUGAAGCAAGCUCUGAAUCAUGCGAAGGAUAAUUGGCUUGGCGAGCAAAUGUCAUUCUAUCUCAUGGAUUGGGUCGAGCAAAAUCUGUACAGCAUUAUCGAGAGACCUGGCAAGCUCCGUGAGAUUUCUGCUGCAGCUUCAACAACCAGCGAAGUGCGGCCCAUACACCGAAAGAGACAAAACUUUUCGAGACACCCACGAGCAAUUACUUGGGCACCCAAUUCUAAGAGCAAGGAUGACUGGACCAGGCGGCAGCUAGAUCCAAAGUUGCAGACCCGGAUACAGGAGCGACGAAAAUUACCUGCGUGGGAGAUGAGAGAGAUUAUCAUCGACACGGUCACUGCGCACCAAGUAACCAUUAUUUCUGGGGAGACUGGAUCGGGUAAAUCCACCCAGUCCGCUCAAUUCAUUCUCGAUGAUCUAUAUCAGCGAGCGUUAGGCGAUUGCACCAAAAUCAUUUGUACCCAGCCUCGAAGGAUCUCAGCGCUAGGCCUAGCUGAUCGUGUAAGUGACGAGCGAUGCUCUUCAGUUGGCCAAGAAGUCGGUUAUAUCAUUCGUGGCGAAUCUAAAACUACCCCAAACACGAAAAUCACCUUUGUCACCACCGGUGUACUCCUCAGGAGACUUCAGACAUCUGGCGGAAGCAGCGAGGAUGUGGUCGCAAGCUUGGCGGAUGUCAGCCACGUGAUCAUUGAUGAAGUUCACGAACGGAGUCUUGACACCGACUUCUUACUGGUGUUGCUUAGGGAUGUUCUGAGGAAGAGAAAAGAUCUGAAACUUAUCCUCAUGAGUGCUACAUUGGAUGCAGGCGUCUUCGAACAGUACUUCAAAAGUAAUGGCAAAGUCGGCAGAGUCGAGAUUAGCGGCAGAACGUAUCCUGUGGAGGAUUAUUACCUUGACGACGUUAUUCGCAUGACGGGUUUCAAUGCAGGGCGCGGUGGAAGACGAGACGAAGAAGAUGCUGAGACAGCUGGCAUGGAUGCGGAUGUCGCUACUGCUAUCCAGAGCAUUGGCAUGAGAAUUAACUAUGACCUGGUCAUGCAGACUGUCAAGGAGAUCGAUGCAGACCUUACCCAUCUCAAGCAGGACGGCGGCAUACUUAUUUUUAUGCCCGGUGUGGUUGAGAUCAGUCGUACUAUUGAUUAUUUACGAUCGAUACCGAACCUUCAUACUCUUCCAUUGCAUGCCUCUUUACAAUCGUCGGAUCAAAGACGAGUAUUCCCCCAUGCACCGCACGGGAAGCGGAAAGUCAUCGUGGCGACGAACGUAGCGGAGACUUCCAUCACGAUCGAUGAUAUUGUUGCUGUUAUUGACAGUGGACGAGUGAAGGAAACGAGCUAUGACCCACAGAACAAUAUGCGCAAGCUCGAGGAAGUAUGGGCAUCACGUGCAGCAUGUAAACAGAGACGUGGUCGAGCUGGACGAGUGCAAGCCGGGAAAUGCUACAAGCUUUAUACUCGGAACGCAGAAAUGUCCAAGAUGAUGGAAAGACCGGAGCCUGAGAUUCGAAGAGUUCCACUAGAGCAGCUUUGUCUUUCAGUCCGAGCCAUGGGUAUCAAGGAAGUCAGUGCCUUUUUGGCUAGUGCUCUGACACCACCCGAAAGUAUUGCUGUGGACGGUGCAAUGGACCUUCUGGGGAGGAUGGGUGCUUUAGAUGGUGAUGAUCUUACUGCGCUUGGUCGCCAUCUAUCAAUGAUUCCGGCAGAUCUUCGAUGUGGUAAAUUAAUGGUAUACGGAGCCAUGUUUGGCUGUCUGGAUGCAUGUGUCACUAUCGCAGCUAUUCUUACUGUCAAGUCGCCAUUCGUAUCCCCGCAAGAGAAAAGGGAAGAAGCCAAGGCUGCAAGAGCGAAAUUCACUAAGAAUCAGGGUGAUCUGAUUGGCGACCUAAAAGCUUUUGAGCAGUGGGACGAAAUGAUGAGCAAUCGAGGUAUUCGACAAGGCGAAGUCCGCAACUGGUGCGGCGAAAACUACCUCAACUACCAAACCCUAUCUGACAUCGCCUCUAACCGCACGCAAUACCUUUCCUCCCUCCGCGAACUAUCCUUCAUCCCGCACUCUCCCACCGCGCUCCAAUCCCUCAACAAGCACAGCAGUAACACGCCUCUCCUCCGCUCCCUCUGCGCCGGCGCCUUCAACCCCCAACUAGCACGCAUCGAUUUCCCCGACAAGAAAUUCGCGCCUUCAGUAUCUGGGGCCGUGGAGCUGGAUCCGGAAGCGAGGACGAUCAAGUAUUUCAACCAGGAAAAUGGACGUGUGUUUGUCCAUCCUAGCUCGACGGUUUUCGAUGCGCAGACUUUCCCCGGGAAUAGUGUUUACAUGAGUUAUUUCAACAAAAUGGCUACUUCCAAAGUCUUCAUCAGAGACCUCACACCAUUCAACGCCUACACAGCCCUCCUCUUCUCCGGCCCCAUCACCCUUGACACCCUAGGCCGCGGCCUCAUCGUUGACGGCUGGCUGCGGCUUCGCGGAUGGGCGCGAAUCGGCGUCUUGGUUAGUAGACUCAGGGGUAUGCUUGACGAUGUGUUGGCGAGGAAGAUCGAUGAGCCGGGCAUGGACCUCGCGGGGAAUGAGGUCGUGGAGGCUGUUAUGCGGCUCGUGGAGUUGGAUGGGCUGGAUCAGUAA